Messenger RNA from Symbiodinium necroappetens, 822 nucleotides. NCBI's taxonomy places the organism in Eukaryota, Dinophyceae, Suessiales, Symbiodiniaceae. The record is from the annotation of a GenBank genome assembly.
AUGCCCGGAACUUUGAACGAGCAGCGUUUAAUGACUGUGCUGGAGAAUCUCACAACUUUGGUGUCGAGCUCUUCUUCAGGUGCCAGAGAGCAAUCGAUCCGAGGUCGCGACUUAGCAAAAGUGCUGAAGGCCCCAGAGCCUUUUCGUCCUAAGGACAGAGAUGCUGAGUUGUCGAGUUGGACCAAUUGGUCCUGGGAACUGGAACAGUACUUAAGCUGCCUGGACAGGUCUUUCGGUGCAGAGCUUCAGACCAUCCGUAGGCGUCCGAACAAUCCCAUAGUGCUUGCAUCGCUUACUGCCGAGGAAGCCGAUCGUUCGAGACUGCUUUAUGGGGUCCUAGCAGGUUUGCUUCAUGAUAAGGGCAAAAGGAUGCUUAAGUCACUGAAGGACAACAACGGCUAUGAAGCCUACAGGUUGCUCAGUCAAGACUUGACCCCGUGCUCCCGGAACAGAGUGUUGGCAUUGCUUCAGGCGAUACACUCUUGGCCUCAGUUUGACAAUCGCAGUGGCUUGAUGGUUCAGGUUGCAAAGUUUGAGAGUGCUGUCAGUGAAUAUGAGAAUCUCUCAGGAGAGGUCAUGUCAGAGGACAACAAGUUGGCAGCAGUGUUGCGUUGUUUGUCUGGACAACUUCGUACUCAGGCGACUGUCUUGAUUACCGAGAGCUCUACAUAUCAGGAGCUUCGCAACCUCAUCGAGCGCUGGGACACCUCGCAGACGAGGUGGAGCUCUUCCAUUGCCAGCACCUUUGGGAUCAGCAGUGCCCCAUCCAACGGCCCCGUGUUUGAUCUUGGAGACACGACAGACUGGUUUGCGGGUGGACAU